Messenger RNA from Zygosaccharomyces rouxii, 900 nucleotides. It is a transcript of the gene VTA1, whose product is annotated as Vta1p. Gene Ontology annotation, biological process: late endosome to vacuole transport via multivesicular body sorting pathway. The transcript has a single exon. Lineage: Eukaryota; Fungi; Ascomycota; Saccharomycetes; Saccharomycetales; Saccharomycetaceae. Bases 1 to 900 code for a protein of 299 amino acids. The record is from RefSeq and is a predicted model, not a curated record. Gene Ontology annotation, cellular component: multivesicular body.
AUGUCUUCGACUGUCGGUAGAUUAGUUGCCACUGCUGGUGAUAUGGACGUAAGUGGCCUGGCUGCUAUCGGGUACUACCUUAGGCUAUAUGCUGUCGAAUUAAUACUGGAUGAAUCAAGGGAUCAGAGAUCUGAAGAGCAAACACAGUUGGCUACGAAGCUAUUAAACCAGGUAGAAGAGUACAAGACCGCUGUAGACACUUCUAAGGACGAAGACCAGGGUGCUUUUACAAUUUUACACGACCAAGAUAAGGCCAAGACGUACGUAUUGAAUUUUACUAUGUCAUUAUACAACGAGAAAUUGAAGCAGUUAAAAGACGGAAACUGGGAUGCUAGUCUACGGAGGGGACUGUGGUGCUGCUUGGAUUUGUUUCAGUGUAUGAGCAAAGUGUGGGGGAUGCAAAAUGAAUUGAAAGAUAGGAUAAAAUAUUGUAAAAUAUACUUGAGGAAAAUCGCAAGGGAGAAACCACCAGUGCCUCAGGUGGAUGACAAGGAAUUGGAUGAAAUGUUGGAAAAGCUGAAUACAGAGUCCAAAGAGGAGAAUAGUCCACCCGCAUUUAUUGAUGAAUCCGAGGAACGAGGUUCAGAGGGACCCACAGUAGAAGACUCAGAGCCAGAGCCAAAUCCAGCGCCAGCGCCGGCACCAGAGCCAAAGAUACCAGAGCCAAAUAUGCCAGAGCCUGAAAAGGCCACAGAACCAUCGCACAAGGAGAGCAUUCCGCUCACGCCUUCUCGUCCCGCUCCCGAUUUUAAAACAAUGAUGGACAGAUCCUCCUUAUUUGGGCAGAUUCAGAAAAAGGCCAAGUACGUUAUAAGCGCGCUUGAUUACGAAGACGUCAGUACUGCUAGACAGGAACUAACGUCUGCACUUUCGCUACUACAACAACUAGAGGAACAGUAA